AAUAACUAAUAAGUAUGGAAAGUCAUCCUACGACCUACAUUUUUAUUUGCUGUUAGCUACAUUAAAUAGGUGAGAACGAGGAUGAUACGGGAUUCCAGCGAAUUAUAAAUAGAGUAGUAACGGUGGUAUAUGUGUGGGUGUCGUGUAGUCUGACACGGCGCCAGAUAGGAGGAACGCAGGUGUUGAUCGCGGUGCAUUGGAUCUGGCGAUGCACUUUCAAGUUUCGUGUUCACUGUUCAUGCAGUACGCUAAUAUUGAUAUAAAACUGAUUAAUUUUUAAUAAAGUGUAUGUGUAAUUUGUGUACCAAAACAAAAAGUAUUAAGUGUUUCAAUUAGGUACAUAAAACAUUCACAAUGCAGUCAGAAGGGGUUCCUGUAGAUCUUUAUAUCUAUGACUUGACUAAUGGUCUGGCAUCAGUGAUAUCACCAAGUAUAGUAGGCCACAAAGUGGAGGGUGUUUGGCAUACAUCCAUAGUUGUGUAUGAGCGUGAGUACUUCUUUGGAGGGCAAGGAAUAAGCUCCUGUCCACCGGGUAGCACAAGUUUGAGAGCUCCACAUCAAGUUACGACCUUGGGGAACACAUUCGUACCAUUUCCAGUCUUCAAUCAGUACAUAGAGGGCCUGGCUACAUCAACAUAUGCUGGUUCAACCUAUCAUCUAAUCGAUCACAAUUGCAACCACUUCUCCGAUGAAAUCGCACAGUUCCUUUGUGGGGCACGCGUACCUAAGCACAUAUUGUCUCAAGCUGAGAGAGACUUACCGGCGCAUCUUAGAAUAGCCCUUACUUCAAUGUUAGAGCAGCUGGUACCAGAUGGCUCACAGGCAGUUUACGCGAACGGAGUUCGUCAUAGUCGACAGGAUAGCCCCGAUUACCUCACGCUUAAUAAUCAAAUCGAAGAAGCUAGGAUCGCGUCACAGGAGUUAGAAGCUAAACGUAGUACCAUAGCGGAAAAAGUUGCGCGAAAGGAGCGGAAAAAAGAAAAGAAAAGAAAGAAGUUGCGCGAACAAGGUGGUGCCGGUGAUGAAGAUGGAAAGGUGCAGUGCUCCCAAUUGCCCGACAAGCGUCGCAUUGAUUCUUUUCCUUUUCCACGUAACUGGCAGGACGAUCGUGAUGAGAAAAUAGAAGAUACGUUCAAACAUAAGUUGCAAUUGACGUAUAAACGAGAAACCUCUAAGUCCAUUCAGACCCUAAAAGAUUUGCUAUGUAAAAAAGACGGGACAUUUCUUUGUAGAUUUAGAGGUUCCUCUAUCGUUUUACAUGUGUCUGUGAUUAAAUUAGCAUUGGUAGUUCCAGUCACUACUAGAUCAGUCGGAUUUUAUACCCAAUAUCUCUUUAAGCAAGUAUACGCAUUGUAUGGCCAAGAAGUUCCUGAAUGUACACCUUGCGAAAAUGUUCCUAAAUGUACACCUUACGCGUUCUAUCGAGUUACGCUAGCUCAAUUUGAAUAUAGAUUGUUGAUGGCCAAACGCUACCUAAAUCAUGACACGGGGAAUGACGCGCUGUUUUAUACGCCACAUCUUACUCUUGAUAUAAGAUCUGUUAUUCAAUCAAUUUCGUUUACAUUUUUACCUGUAUCUAAGAUCAUUGCAGGCAUUGGAACCGUGACAUAUAAUGGUCAGGUUUUUUACCCCAGAUGUUUAAAAGACAGUGUUCUUGGAAUACUCUAUUCAAACUUGAAAGAAAUAGUUACAGCGAUGGCAAACCCCAAUUCACCGACUGAAAGUCGUCGAGCUUUCUACGAUUUGAACCCUCUUCCGUUCGCUAAAUGGAAUCAACCUCAUCAAACAGGGGGUGAUCAGCCUCCUCUAGUUGAUUUAGACCACCCUCUGCUGUUGAAUCCCGAUGACUUCAUGCCCCCUGGGUACGGCGUUGACGAUUUUGUAAAUGAUGUGGGUUGUGUGCUGGACUUCAUUUCUUUUUUAAAAAGAAAAGAACUGAGGUGUAUUGGUCAAAUACCGAUACAAGAUUAUGAAUCUCCGGGUCAUCAAAGUAUCCUAGUUUCAAAUUACGCUACAGGUCUACGAAAUCCUGACAAGAAAUUCCAGAAUCAAUGGGCUGACGAGGGCAUGCCUCAGGGCGGUCUGGACUGUUAUUGGUCCCAUGAUAAACUAUCACAGCAGGAUUUUUACAUGGGAAUGACGAUUUUAGUAGGUGAAUCAAGACCAGGUGGGCACCCUUAUCGCGCGAGUAUUAUGGGCAGAUAUGAAGUUUCACACAGAUCCUGGAUCGCCUUGCUUCACCGAACUUUUAUCUGAGUUUGGCUAGAAAAGCUAGAAAGCUCUUAGCAUAUCUUUUUGAGGCAUCGUUGAUGAGGGAUCUGGAAGAAAAUAUUAAUAAUUUAAUUUAUAACAAUCAAUAGAAAUGUUUAUCGAUGAACAUUAAUUAAUUGUGAUUAACUAUAUAAAAACGAUAGUUUGCGGUCACGGUAGAAGUAGUAUAUAAGCUAAAAAUAGACUUAAAGCUUAAUUACUAUUUUGUACAUAAGCAUCGAAUAAACUUAUUUCUACUA
Messenger RNA from Pieris rapae (cabbage white), 2510 nucleotides. RefSeq lists its product as uncharacterized. Gene Ontology annotation, biological process: protein modification by small protein removal. The record is from RefSeq and is a predicted model, not a curated record. Gene Ontology annotation, molecular function: peptidase activity. Bases 355 to 2256 code for a protein of 633 amino acids. NCBI's taxonomy places the organism in Eukaryota, Metazoa, Arthropoda, Insecta, Lepidoptera, Pieridae. The transcript is spliced from 8 exons.